Messenger RNA from Cricetulus griseus (Chinese hamster), 2496 nucleotides. NCBI's taxonomy places the organism in Eukaryota, Metazoa, Chordata, Mammalia, Rodentia, Cricetidae. The record is from RefSeq and is a predicted model, not a curated record.
GCGUAGGCGGGGCGGGAUGUAGGCGGAGCCAGGGCAGGGGGUUAGGCUGUGGUUGCUGGGCAGAAGAAGAAGCUGGUGAACUCAAAGUCGUGUGUGUUUCGCUGUGGUGCUUGCAGCGGCUCGUUAAGAAAAGUGACCAUGGAGAACAAUGAAACCUCAGUAGAUUCCAAAUCCAUUAAAAAUUUUGAAGUAAAGACCAUACAUGGAAGCAAAUCAAUGGACUCUGGAAUGUAUCUGGACAAUAGUUACAAAAUGGAUUAUCCUGAAAUGGGUGUGUGUAUAAUAAUUAAUAAUAAGAACUUUCAUAAAAGCACUGGAAUGACACCUCGCUCUGGUACUGAUGUUGAUGCAGCCAACCUCAGGGAGACAUUCAUGCGCUUGAAAUAUGAAGUCCGGAAUAAGAAUGAUCUUACUUGUGGAGAAAUUGUGGAAUUGAUGAAAAAUGUUUCUAAAGAAGAUCACAGCAGAAGAAGCAGUUUCAUUUGUGUGAUUCUAAGCCAUGGUGAAGAAGGAGUAAUUUUUGGAACAGAUGGGCCUGUUGACCUGAAAAAACUAACUACUUACUUCAGAGGGGACUAUUGCCGAAGUCUAACUGGAAAGCCCAAACUCUUCAUCAUUCAGGCCUGCCGUGGUACGGAACUGGACUGUGGCAUUGAGACAGACAGUGGAACUGAUGAUGACAUGGCAUGCCAGAAGAUACCAGUGGAAGCUGACUUCCUGUAUGCUUAUUCCACAGCACCUGGUUAUUACUCCUGGAGAAAUUCAAAGGACGGGUCCUGGUUCAUCCAGUCACUUUGUGCCAUGCUGAAACUGUAUGCACACAAGCUUGAGUUUAUGCACAUUCUUACUCGAGUUAACCGGAAGGUGGCGAUAGAAUUUGAGUCCUUCUCCCUUGACUCCACUUUUCAUGCAAAGAAACAGAUUCCGUGUAUUGUGUCCAUGCUAACAAAAGAACUGUACUUUUAUCAGUAAGGAAAUGAUUGGAGGCUUUGUUUCUAUUUGUUCUUUGUUUUGAAUGCCAAUGAGGAAACAGUGUCAGGGAGACUUUAUUUCUCUCUCAUUUAAAUCAAAUCUGAUGUUUCAGAUGAACCAUACCACUGCCCUAGCAAUGCAACCGCAGUACAGCUACCUCAAGUGCAACAUCAGGUAGUUGAAACAAUUUAAUUGGAACAAAUGUCAAUGAUGGUACUAUCAUUAUAGAGGAAAUUACAAAUUUACUUUUUAUAAUUAGCAAGAUUUGGUGGUACUAUAAAUUUUUAAGUUAAUUCUGAAGAAGUUAAACUUUCAGGUGUAAUUUUAUACUCCCUACACACAUUAAAAAUGCCAUUCUAGGUUUUGUUAAAUUACAGCAAUGAUGGUGUCAAAUGAUAAUGUCUUAGAACUUGAAUCCAUGGGCAGAGUCAAAAGCUUGGACCUUUAUUUUGGAAGUGAUAUAUGGAAAUGAAGCAUUGGACCACCAGUAGCAUUCAUUGUUUUGUGAUGUUUGUCCUAAGCAUGUAUUUGUUAUUAAAAAAAUCAUGUUUCAUUAUUGAAAAAAAAACUUGAGUAUUUAUGUAAGAGGAAAACAUGAGUGAAAUUGGUUGACUUUUUGAAGGCUACCAUACAUAAGUAGUGGAUAUGAUGGCAAGGUGCUAAAUCUACCAGCAUUUGUUUCUUACUUGUUCUUAUACAAAUCAGCUUAGUUUUACAGACCAGCAAAAUAUCUAUAGGACGGUUACGUAACAGCCUCAAAUUGUUGAUUAUUAGAAUGAAAUAAAUUCUGCAGGAACAUACUAAAAUACCAGCUGUAAAACAGAAUGUAAGGACGGGAGAAAUGAAUCUACUGUAAUUGGAGAGGGGUGGUUUGAGCCACAGUAGAUACAUGGCAGAGCCAUGGGCACAGCUUCAGAAAGGACUGUCACCUGGACCCACCUCAUGAGUACUCGUUCGUGUGGAUGAUGUCCCUAAGGUCCAAGUCACCACAUGAGAAAGUCAGCCAGAUUGGAAACUUCUUAGAAAGGGCGUUCCCAAAGUGGUAAGUCUCUCCAGAAAGAUCCCGGAACUCCAUGUCCAGAAUCUGUAAGCAUGCUGACUUUUCUGUUGAAGUUUACAAUAAAAGGAAGCCAAUGAUGAUAUUUGUAUUGUCACCAGAGAUUAAAGGACCAUGGCACACAGGACUUGGGGAACAUCCAGUCACAGGCCCUGCAGCCCGCAUGGGAAGCUGCAGGAUGGAGUCCAGCCCCAUUAGAGAGGUGGUGCUCCAGGCUUCCUCACUGGUGGAGGUGCUGAGCCAACGCUGGCCAUCCUGAUGUGUCUAGCAUUUCAUGGAAGCUUCCUUUUUGCUCAAAGAAAGGAAGGAACUCACAUGUAUAACUGGUAGAUUCUUGUUUUAGACUGGAUCUAUUAACUCUAAGUAAAUGUAGCAUGUGAUGGUAUUUUAAAGUGUGUUCCCAUGUGUCAAUUUUAUAAGAGUUUGUUGCAUUUUUAUUUCAAAACAUAAAUUCAGAUUUAAAAUUA